Colletotrichum costaricense is the source of this 252-nucleotide messenger RNA. RefSeq lists its product as uncharacterized. The transcript has 2 exons. The coding region runs from base 1 to 252 and encodes 83 amino acids. NCBI's taxonomy places the organism in Eukaryota, Fungi, Ascomycota, Sordariomycetes, Glomerellales, Glomerellaceae. The record is from RefSeq and is a predicted model, not a curated record.
AUGUCUUCUGCGGCCACUGCUGCGGCCGACGGAGAACGCGCGCACCCGCGGAGCGUGCCCGCCAUCCGCCACCCCAAUCUCCUGGCCGGCUCUGGCAUCCCGCGCCCAGAUUGCAUGUGCUUUUCUGGCACUUCUUCCGAGCUUCCCACAGCGGAAGCGCACGUCGAUACUGACACUGUUGUCGGCCAGAACUUCGCUUCAUAUCUGAACCUGGAUGGGGUCCGGGGCAUCGGGCGGGACACGGCUCGCUAG